UUAUCUAUGGCGAAGAUUCUUAUUAUUGAACCAUUCUAUGGAGGCUCUCACAAACAGUUAUUGGACACAAUUCUGGAACAGUUUCACCCAUCCGAAUAUGAUCUGUUUACGUUAACCGCAAAAAAGUGGCACUGGCGUUCCCGUAUAGGAGCUCUUUAUUUCUCGGAGACAAUACCACGGGACCAUCAGUACAAAACAUUGUUCACGAGCUCCGUACUCAAUCUGGCCGAGUUGGUCGGCCUUCGACCGGAUUUAUCGGCUUGCCGUAAAAUUGUAUACUUCCACGAGAACCAACUCAAUUAUCCUGUUCGCGAGAUUAAAGAACGGGAUUGUCAGUAUGGGCUGAAUCAAAUAAUGACAUGCCUAAGCGCGGACCAAAUUGUGUUCAACUCACAGUAUAACAUGACUUCCCUGUUGGAUAAUAUCAAAAGUUUUCUGAAUAUAGCACCGGAUCUGAAGCUGAAAAAUUUGAAGGAGAAACUUGAACCGCGGUGCGAAGUGCUUCACUUUCCCAUUCCGUUCCACAUGAUACCCAAGCGAAUUUUGACUAAGAAUGAUAAACCGCUGCAUCUAAUAUGGCCCCAUCGUUGGGAACAUGACAAGAAUCCUCAGUUUUUAAUCAACACGCUACUAGAAUUGAACAAACGGCAGGUGGACUUCCGUGUUUCCAUUCUUGGAGAAAGAACGCAGUCGAUUCCAGAGUGCUUCGAAAACAUUGGCGAUCUGCUAAAGGAGAAACUCAUUAAUUUUGGUUUUCUGAGCAAGGACGAAUAUUAUCGAACGCUGUUGGAUGGCGAUGUGGUAAUCUCAACAGCUGGUCACGAGUUUUACGGAGUUGCGAUGUUGGAGGCUGCUUACUGUGGGUGUUUACCAGUCGCACCCAACAAGCUAGUGUAUCCAGAGAUCUACCCCAGCAACAGUUUGUACAACACUUCGAAUCAAUUGAUUAAAAUGCUUUACAAUUGGUGCAAAAAUCGGACACUGUUCGAGCGAGAGCGUGCCAUUUUCUACGAGAAAUUCAACUUCGACUGCUAUUCUUCCGUGACCAUUGUCCCAAAGUUCAUAUCGAUGAUCAAAGCGCAUAUCAAUACGAGUAGCUGUAACGGGAUUUAGAUACGGGAUGCGCCGUAAAAUAGUUGCAUUCACCCUUAUUAUCGUACUAGGUGAAAUUCUUCCAGUUGUAUCGAAUGAAAAACCAGACCAUAGUGCAAUCUCGCGCCAAUUAUAUUAUAGUCAAGGGGCACAAAUUAGCGUUCAUCCUUAAUAAUAACUUUAACGACGUAUGUUGUUUUGAUUUAGCAAUUGAUUUAUUUGUUCUCUACGUUUUUGAUUGUUUAAUUUUUUUCGAAAGACAGGAAUUGCCUUAUGGAAUACUUUCUGAUUUAUAGGUUGUUUAUUAUGUAUAAAUAUAUUUCCAAACACACAGGUUUCUGUAUUGUAUAUUACAAUACAUCAGAAAACACUAUGGAUAAUUGAAAAGCUGAUAAUCAAUUUAUUGACAGAUAAAUAAUUCUAACUCUUAAAAUAUAGUUUUGUUGAAAAUUACAUUCGUUUCCGUCCGAAAUCUUGUUCAUGAAACGUAGCAUAUCGCAGCCAUUUGAUGGAUAACCGCAUUAGAGGAAGUCUGCAGCACAAGAAUAAACCAAUUAAUCAGCUGUACUGCCGUUCUACGCAUAGUUGUCCCAUGUUCCAAAAUCAGGAACUGAGAAAAACGAAAUCAAAGUUUUCUAGCAUAUUUGUCUACCAGAAGCUUUAAGCAUUUUAGUUUAGCAAUGCACCCGUUUUUUUAUAAGCAGUAAACUAUUGUUUAAUGGAAUGUGAAAAGUUCCCCCAACUUGAAUCAACC
Toxorhynchites rutilus septentrionalis is the source of this 1846-nucleotide messenger RNA. RefSeq names its product glycosyltransferase-like domain-containing protein 1-like. Bases 7 to 1113 code for a protein of 368 amino acids. The transcript is spliced from 4 exons. NCBI's taxonomy places the organism in Eukaryota, Metazoa, Arthropoda, Insecta, Diptera, Culicidae. Gene Ontology annotation, molecular function: glycosyltransferase activity. The record is from RefSeq and is a predicted model, not a curated record.